Molecule: messenger RNA, 1849 nt
Organism: Mucor mucedo
Lineage: Eukaryota; Fungi; Mucoromycota; Mucoromycetes; Mucorales; Mucoraceae
Exons: 6
Coding region: 149-1780 (543 amino acids)
Biological process (GO): proteolysis
Cellular component (GO): cytoplasm
Molecular function (GO): manganese ion binding; metalloaminopeptidase activity
Source: RefSeq, a predicted model, not a curated record
AAAAAAAAAAAAAAAAACGCUUGGACGUUUUAAAGCGGAAUUCGAACGGGUCCCCCACCCCCAAAAACCAUGAAAUACAUCCCACAUAAAAUAUUAGAUUAUGCCCCCAGUUUAAUCCCUUUUUCUUCGCUAUCUAACUUAUUCAUUUAUGAUGAGUCUUCCCACGCUUAAUUUUAUAAACCAUCAAGACUUGAACUCUACCUUUGAUGGUGCAAUCAUUUUAUUUACAGAUAAAAAUGCACUAGUAGACCUCAUGCCCAGCACCAAAAAAUGGAUUGAGCUAGACGCCGAUUUUGGUAACUCGGUGCAGUUACUCUUACCAGAAGAUGGUGUACCUUCUCAACGUGUCAUUAUUUCUCCUACUGGAAGUCUUCAUAAUGAUUUUGAUGAUGUUCGCAGAUACAAGGAUGCUGCAUUUGCUGCUGGACAAAGAGCCUUGAAGGCUGGUUUCACCUCUCCCGUCAUUUAUUUUGCAGAUACCCCUACCAGUACGGAGCAACAAGGUUUACAUUGGUCUUUUAACCAUUCGGAUGACUAUGAAGAAUAUUUAAGUGUGACAGUCCUGGGUUUUUUGGAGGCCACGUUUGAGCCUAUUGAUGCACGCGCUCACUACGAUAAGAUCCAGCAACCCGCACCUACUUUUUCCAGCCUGAACAUUGUCCCAUCCUAUCAAAUCAAGGAUCAAGAUGAGUUUGCCAACAAGAUUGUAGCUAUUGAAGCCGGUCGAAGAAUUGCUGUUGAUAUAGGAUCACCCGAUCCAGAAAUGAUGUCGCCUGAGAAUAUCGUGAGAUAUAUCCAGGAACAUUUUCAAGAAGAUUCUUCGUGUAUUCAAAUUAAAGUGAUUGAGAACAUUGAGACCAUUAAAAAGGAAUACCCUCUUGCACAUGCGGUAACUCGAGCCAGUCUAGCAGUACCACGUCACCAUCCCCGUUUUGUUACCUUUGAGUACAAAUCUCCUGAUCAAUCUAAAGUAAAAGAAAAUCUUUAUUUUGUCGGUAAAGGUGUUACCUAUGACACUGGUGGAGCUGAUAUUAAGUGCAGUGGCAACAUGAGAGGCAUGUCUCGUGAUAAAUGUGGUGCUGCUGCUGUUGCAGGAUUCUUCAAGACGAUUGAACACUUGAAGCCUUUGCACGUCAAUGUAACCGCUGGUAUUGCACUCGUAAGAAAUUCCGUUGGACCCGACAUGUAUGUCAGCGACGAAGUUAUCUAUUCUCGCAAUGGUACCCGUGUAUUAGUCGGAAAUACAGAUGCUGAAGGACGUAUGGUGAUGACAGAUUUAUUAUGUGAGUUUAAAGAACGUGUGCUUUCCGAAGCCUCCAGCAAGCCUUCCUUUUUAUUCACCGUAGCUACCUUAACCGGUCAUGCCAUCCGUGCUUACAAUGGCUAUGGUAUUGUGAUGGAUAACGGCUUUGCCAGAAAACACAAGAUCAGUCAACGUAUUUAUGACGCAGGCCAUAUCAUGGCAGAUCCCUUUGAGAUCUCGACUUUCCGUCGUGAAGAUGUUGCUUGUGUGCAACCCGGAAGAUCAAGUGAGGAUAUUGUACAGGCAAAUGAUAAGCCUAGCACCAUGACAAACCGUGGACAUCAGUAUCCCGCUGGUUUCAUGUUAAUUGCUUCAGGUUUGGAUAAGCAUGGCAUCAAUACUGAAUCACCUAUUGGUUAUACCCAUGUGGAUAUUGCAGGUUCCGCUGAACUCAUGUCAGCUAUCGGUUGGAGUUUGCCCAGAGUGACAGGAUCGCCUGUUGCUGCUUUUACUGAUGCCUUUUUAACUCGUCAAUAAAUUAUUUGUAUGAAAAUAUAUAUUUUAUUUUAUUUUUUUUAAAAAUAAAAAAUUAUAGUGAUGGAAGAA